GUUGCUUCUACAGAAUGGAGAAGCUUGUGGUGAAGUGUGGAAAGUUUGUUGUGCUGGUAGAUCUUCACAUUCUGCCUCAAGGACAUCAAAAUGGCAGCACAUGGUUCUUGCAAGAGCACAGAGAGGAGGUUGGUGCUCUGACAAAGGAUGCUGUAGAACAGAGAGUGAGACAGUUCUGGAGGACCAGACAAGGCCAAUCUAAACAGACGAAAGAACUCUCACCUGACAACCCUAUGUGUAUUAAAGGGCAAACCCUUCGCCUGGCAGCAUAUUUCAUGAAGCGGCAUGUCAAUCUCCGAUGUGUUAUCAGACAACACUACCAAGAACUGCGUGUUUUUCCUGAGCGAUUUAUUGUGUGCGUGAGCCUUCCCGAGAAUGACAUGGCACUCUUUGGAAACUUGAAGAUGGCUGAGCAGAGUGGACAAAGCAGGUCGGGGUAUUUUUCUGGCCCCAGAGAAACCAUAGACCCAUUAAACAGCUCCACAAUAACAAAGAGGGCUGCCCUUCAAAAGAUAACCAGGCAGGCUGAUGCCCGUCCGGAACCUGAACAUAAAAUCCUGGUCCAGAACCAGCUACCAAGGGAUGCAGAACACUUUGUCCUGCAAGAAAAAGAGACUGAUGAGGAUGAAGUCAUGGAUGUGUCCAUGCAGACAGCUUCCAAGGGAGAUAAGACAGGAUGCAGUGAUCAUAGUGAGCAGGUCGAGCAGAACUUGGAGGCUGAGGAUUGUGCAAAGAAGCAUGACAUGGACCAUGACUCUGAAAGCAACCCACAAGACCAUCAGACAACUGGGAGGAGGAGAAGACGCCUCCCAAGCAGCCCCAUGGAAGACUUUAACCAUCGCGAGGCCAAAAAGGCAUGUGUUCGAGAGCUUUUCAUUGGCGCUGAAACACACAGUUGUUCCACCAUGGCCCUGAUGCAGAGCUCCACACUGGGCCCCUCUCCCAGUUGCCCUGGUGCUGCUGCUCAGGCUUCUUCUGAGGGCAUGUUGGAAGAGGAGCUGCUUACACAUGGAAAACAGUCCCCACGCCUCCCCCUCAGCAACAGCAACGCCAAGCACACUAACCAAAGCAGACUGGCCGCAAGUCUGAGAGGCCUAUCUGUCAGGGCUGUAUCCUCCAGCUCUUCUAUUAGUUCCAGAUCGGCCGCCAAAGAGGAGAAGCCGAGUGUGCCCAGAAUAUCCCGAUUACGCCGACUCAAGAAAUCCUAAGGGGGACCAGCGGCAUAAAGCAGGAGAGGAUCCCUGACGCCACUGAGAUAGAUGUUGCCAUACACCCUCCCACUGUAAUGCUGUCUGUCAGUAGGGGUGCAUCAAACAUACACACACAUUUGUAUUUAUACAGUGUCAGGACAAGGGAUCAUGCAUCCAUUCCAUGUUUAAUAAAUACAUAUACAGUACUGUACGAAAGUUUUAGGCAUGUAAGCAAAUUUUUAACAGCUUACCUUAGCAGUGAGUUUAUCACAAUAUACAUUAAAAUAAAGGCAUAUUCAUAAUUCAGAUAAACAUAGAGACACAGAGACUUGUUAAUAUCAUC
Messenger RNA from Pygocentrus nattereri (red-bellied piranha), 1533 nucleotides. RefSeq names its product SLX4 interacting protein (gene slx4ip). The coding region runs from base 15 to 1208 and encodes 397 amino acids. The record is from RefSeq and is a predicted model, not a curated record. The transcript has 8 exons. Lineage: Eukaryota; Metazoa; Chordata; Actinopteri; Characiformes; Serrasalmidae.